This is a messenger RNA of Limanda limanda (common dab), 2763 nucleotides long. It is a transcript of the gene ctnna2, whose product is annotated as catenin (cadherin-associated protein), alpha 2. Gene Ontology annotation, molecular function: cadherin binding; structural molecule activity; actin filament binding. The transcript has 18 exons. NCBI's taxonomy places the organism in Eukaryota, Metazoa, Chordata, Actinopteri, Pleuronectiformes, Pleuronectidae. Gene Ontology annotation, cellular component: actin cytoskeleton; adherens junction; catenin complex. The coding region runs from base 1 to 2763 and encodes 920 amino acids. The record is from RefSeq and is a predicted model, not a curated record. Gene Ontology annotation, biological process: cell-cell adhesion; cell migration.
AUGACGACCGCCACCUCCCCCAUCCUGUUGAAAUGGGACCCCAAGAGUCUUGAAAUCCGCACCCUGACUGUUGAAAGGCUUUUGGAGCCCCUGGUCACACAGGUGACCACCCUGGUGAAUACCAGCAACAAAGGCCCAUCGAGUAAGAAGAAGGGCCGCUCCAAGAAGGCCCACGUCUUGGCAGUGUCCGUUGAGCAGGCCACCCAGAACUUUCUGGAGAAGGGGGAGCAGAUCGCUAAAGACAGCCACGACCUCAAGGAGGAGCUCAUUUCUGCUGUGGAGGAUGUCCGUAAGCAAGGAGACUCGAUGCGUAUUGCCUCGUCAGAGUUUGCGGAUGACCCGUGCUCCUCCGUUAAACGUGGCACGAUGGUGAGGGCAGCCCGCGCCCUGCUCUCUGCCGUCACCCGCUUACUCAUCCUCGCUGACAUGGCUGAUGUCAUGAGGCUGCUGGCCCACCUCAAAAUUGUAGAGGAGGCCCUAGAGGGAGUGAAGAAUGCAACUAAUGAGCAGGACCUGGCCAACCGCUUCAAGGAGUUUGGAAGGGAGAUGGUGAAGCUUAACUACGUGGCAGCCCGCAGACAGCAGGAACUCAAAGACCCCCAGUGUCGAGAUGAGAUGGCGGCUGCACGUGGGGCCCUUAAGAAGAAUGCCACCAUGCUGUACACGGCCUCUCAGGCCUUCCUGCGCCACCCGGAUGUGGCGGCCACACGUGCAAACCGGGACUACGUGUUUAAGCAGGUGCAGGAAGCCAUAGGAGGCAUUUCCAGUGCUGCUCAGGCCACCUCACCCACUGAUGAGAAGCACUGCCACGCUGGCAUUGGGGAGCUGGCUGCUGCCCUCAAUGAAUUUGAUAACAAGAUCAUCUUGGACCCCUUGACGUUCAGCGAGGCUCGCUUCCGACCCUCUCUGGAGGAGCGCUUGGAGAGCAUCAUCAGCGGUGCCGCGCUGAUGGCCGACUCCUCCUGCACACGUGAUGACCGGCGUGAACGCAUCGUGGCCGAGUGCAACGCCGUCCGACAGGCCCUGCAAGACCUGCUGAGCGAGUACAUGAACAAUACUGGCAGGAAAGAGAAAGGUGACCCAUUGAACUCAGCCAUUGACAAAAUGACCAAAAAGACCAGGGACCUGCGUCGACAGCUGAGGAAGGCCGUGAUGGACCACAUCUCAGACUCCUUCCUGGAGACCAAUGUCCCUCUCUUGGUGCUUAUCGAAGCGGCAAAGAGUGGAAACGAGAAGGAGGUCAAGGAGUACGCCCAGGUGUUCCGUGAACAUGCCAACAAGCUGGUGGAGGUGGCCAACCUCGCCUGCUCCAUCUCUAACAAUGAGGAGGGCGUGAAGCUGGUUCGUAUGGCUGCCACCCAGAUUGACAGCCUAUGUCCACAGGUCAUCAAUGCUGCCCUCACCCUGGCCGCCCGCCCCCAGAGCAAGGUGGCCCAGGACAACAUGGACGUGUUCAAGGACCAAUGGGAGAAGCAGGUGCGCAUCCUGACCGAGGCCGUGGAUGACAUCACCUCUGUGGAUGACUUCCUGUCGGUGUCAGAGAACCACAUCCUUGAGGAUGUCAACAAAUGCGUAAUUGCUCUGCAAGAGGGAGACGUGGACACUCUGGACCGGACCGCCGGAGCCAUCCGGGGCCGAGCUGCUCGUGUGGUCCACAUCAUUAACGCCGAGAUGGAAAACUAUGAACCUGGGGUUUACACCGAGCGCGUGCUGGAGUCCAUCAAGCUUCUGUCUGAGACCGUCAUGCCCCGUUUUGCUGAACAAGUGGAGGUAGCCAUCGAGGCUCUGAGCACAAACCCCCCACAGGCCUUCGAGGAGAAUGAGUUCAUCGAUGCGUCCCGUCUGGUGUACGACGGCGUCCGUGACAUCAGGAAAGCUGUCCUCAUGAUAAGGGAUUCCUGCACAAUGGGGCAUCAAGACAAUUGCCCUUUUUCAGUUACACCAGAGGAGCUGGAAGACGACUCUGACUUUGAACAAGAGGACUAUGAUACUCGCAGCAGGACUAGUGUCCAGACUGAAGAUGACCAGCUGAUCGCCGGACAGAGUGCUCGGGCCAUCAUGGCGCAGCUUCCCCAGGAGGAGAAGGCCAAGAUUGCGGAGCAGGUGGAGAGCUUCAGACAGGAGAAGUGCAAGCUGGAUGCAGAGGUGGCCAAGUGGGACGACAAUGGCAACGACAUCAUCGUGUUGGCCAAGCAGAUGUGUAUGAUCAUGAUGGAGAUGACUGACUUCACCAGAGGCAAAGGCCCCCUGAAGAACUCCUCAGAUGUGAUCAACGCUGCGAAGAAGAUUGCAGAGGCUGGCUCCAGGAUGGACAAAUUGGCCCGUGCUGUUGCAGAUCAGUGCCCUGACUCAGCGUGCAAGCAGGAUCUGCUGGCCUACCUGCAGAGAAUUGCCUUGUACUGCCAUCAGCUCAACAUUUGCAGCAAGGUGAAAGCUGAGGUCCAGAACCUGGGCGGAGAGCUCAUUGUGUCUGGGUUGGACAGUGCCACCUCCCUGAUCCAGUCGGCCAAGAACCUAAUGAACGCAGUGGUGCUGACUGUAAAGGCAUCUUACGUGGCCUCCACCAAGUACCAGAAGGUGUACGGAACAGCGGCGGUCAACUCCCCCGUGGUGUCUUGGCGUAUGAAGGCCCCGGAGAAGAAGCCGCUGGUAAAAAGGGAGAAACCCGAGGAGUGUCAGACACGUGUUCGACGAGGCUCCCAGAAGAAACACAUCUCCCCCGUCCAGGCCCUCAGUGAAUUCAAGGCCAUGGACUCCUUCUAA